AUGACUCCAUCCAAAUGUCGGUGUUGUGCUGCUCCCAAGCAAGAAAGUCUUUCUCGUUUAUUCAUUCAGUCGGAUAUUGCUCGUGGCGUUUGGAGUAAUUACGCAAGGAUUUGGCAGAAACCUUAUGUUUAUGGGUCUAUGCAGCAUCUAGUUGAAGUUUGGAUGGUUGAAGCUAGUAUUAACACUCAAGACGGUUUUAUGGAGCUUGGUACUCUCAUGUUCGGUUGUUGGGAGAUCUGGAAAAUUCGGUGCAUGGCAAUCUUCGAGAAUACUCCGAUGAAUACGACCACUAUUACUCGAAGUAUAUUCUCACAUCUUCGAGCUUUGAAUGAUGCUUUCGUGGGAAAACACCCAAUGAAAACGAUGGGUUGUCUCAUAAUCCAACAAUUAAAUUUGGAGGUUAAGUCACCUCCAUUGACUAGGGGCAGCUGGAUAAAGUGGAACCCUCCAAAUCCACUUCAAGUCAAGGUCAACGUGGAUGGCUCAGGAAAAGGGGAUGAAUGUUCCGGUGGUGGGUUAAUUCGGACUCACAAUGGAUCUUUUAUUCGAGGCAUUUCUAUUUUUUACGGUCAAGGUACUCACAUUCUUGCAGAAGCCCAGACAAUUCUCGAUAGGUUGCGAAUUUGUCAAGAGAUGGGUUUUACACAGGUUAAAGUAGAGUCAGAUUCCAAAUUAGUUAUCGACAUGAUUUAUCAUAAAGCCACAGUUGCAUGGGAGUUAAUUUACGUCAUCAGAGGCAUUAGAAGACUUCUCAAGGACGAUUGGCACGUGAUGCAUAUUUAUCGAGAGGGUAAUCGGGUGGUAGAUGGGCUAGCUAAGUUGGCUCAUGAGCACGAAGAGAGGAAGCUAUCUACAGUUGCAAACGAACUUCCUAGCUCGUUGUAUUAG
Molecule: messenger RNA, 888 nt
Organism: Erythranthe guttata (spotted monkey flower)
Lineage: Eukaryota; Viridiplantae; Streptophyta; Magnoliopsida; Lamiales; Phrymaceae
Molecular function (GO): nucleic acid binding; RNA-DNA hybrid ribonuclease activity
Source: RefSeq, a predicted model, not a curated record